Molecule: messenger RNA, 1547 nt
Organism: Eutrema salsugineum
Lineage: Eukaryota; Viridiplantae; Streptophyta; Magnoliopsida; Brassicales; Brassicaceae
Product: probable polygalacturonase
Exons: 6
Coding region: 186-1529 (447 amino acids)
Biological process (GO): carbohydrate metabolic process
Molecular function (GO): polygalacturonase activity
Source: RefSeq, a predicted model, not a curated record
AAAAAAAAAAAAAAAUUCUCUUGUCUCUGUGGUCGUAACUCUUCUCCUCCUUCUCUCACUCCUUCUUCUUAGCUCUUCUGCUUCUUUCUCGCUGUCGGGUUGCAUUUGGCGCAAAAAGUUCUUCCCUUUUCUUGUUUCUCUUUUCUGUUCGUUUUCUGACAGCUUUCUUUUUGAAACAAAUAAAGAUGCCAGUAGCACUAGCUUUGCUGCUGGCAUUGUGCAGUCUGAUUCCGAUUUACGCGAGAAGUUACGGCGUCGGAAACGUAUGCGAGCUUGGUCGGAGACCAAACACGAGACCACACAGUGUCUCAAUUCUGGAGUUUGGUGCUGUGGGAGAUGGUAAAACGUUGAACACACUUGCCUUUCAGAAUGCUGUGUUCUAUCUCAAGUCUUUCGCCGAUAAAGGCGGUGCUCAGCUCUAUGUUCCUCCGGGACGGUGGCUCACCGGAAGUUUCAACCUCACCAGUCAUCUCACUCUCUUUCUCGAGAAAGACGCCGUGAUACUUGCCUCGCAGGAUCCAUCGCACUGGCAAGUCGUGGAUCCGUUACCGUCAUAUGGACGGGGCAUUGAUCUACCGGGGAAAAGAUACAUGAGUUUGAUAAACGGCUAUAUGCUACAUGAUGUAGUAGUUACAGGUGAUAACGGUACUAUAGAUGGACAAGGCCUGCUUUGGUGGGAUCGGUUUAAUUCUCAGUCUUUAGAGCACAGUCGACCUCAUCUCGUGGAGUUUGUCUCUUCCGAAAAUGUCAUUGUCUCAAAUCUUACGUUCUUGAAUGCUCCAGCUUAUACUAUCCAUUCGGUUUAUUGUAGCCAUGUAUACAUUCAUAAAGUAACAGCUAAUACUUCUCCACAAUCUCCUUAUACCAUCGGCAUUGUCCCUGAUUCUUCUGAAAAUGUGUGCAUCCAAGAUUCUAUCAUCAACAUGGGCUAUGAUGCUAUUUCCCUAAAAAGUGGUUGGGACGAAUACGGCAUAUCGUAUGCAAGACCAACUGCAAAUGUGCAGAUAAGAAACGUUUACCUCCGAGCAGCUUCUGGUUCCUCCAUUUCCUUUGGAAGUGAAAUGUCUGGUGGCAUAUCUGAUGUCGUGGUCCGAGAUGCUCACAUACACAACUCUUUGUCCGGGAUUGCCUUUAGAACAACAACAGGAAGAGGCGGUUACAUGAAAGAGAUCGAUGCUUCCAACAUCUAUAUGGUUAAUGUUGGUACUGCGUUUCUAGCCAAUGGCAGCUUUGGAACUCACCCGGAUUCUGGCUUUGAUGCAGAUGCUUUCCCGCUAGUGAGUCACAUCAGGUUACAUGACAUUGUUGGAGAAAACAUAAGCGCAGCAGGAGAUUUCUUUGGAACCAAAGAGUCUCCUUUCACUUCUGUUUUGCUAUCGAAUAUCUCUCUGUCGAUGAAGAACUCUGGUUCUGCUGAUGAUUCUUGGCAAUGCUUAUUCGUUGACGGUUCUUCGGAAUCUGUGGUCCCUGAACCGUGUCCCGAGCUGAAGAGUUUUGACAGUUCUUAUGGCGUAGCUGUGGCCUUGUGAAACCAAACUUCAUUGAGA